AUGAAGGGGUUGCCCUACCCCAGCCUGUGCCCGGCCCACUUCUGGGAGCUGGGGUCUUGCUUCAUGGCUGACGGCUCCAACACGCAGGCCCUGGGGAAAGGGCCCCCACUCAGCAUCCAGCUCCUGCGAGCCCAGUACAAAGGCUUGAGGCAGCAGCAGAGGACCCAGGCCCACCUCGUGGUGCUCCCCAUAGGAGGGAACACACCAGCUCCUGCUGAAUCCAUGGUCAGCGCUGUUUGGAUCAACAAGGAGAGGAGGCACUCACUGUUCCUGGACCAGGCGGAUCCUGAGGUGGCAGGGAUGCGGGAGGAGGAUGAGGGAGGCUACCCACAGGUCCUCGGGGCUCUGUGGCGCACACACCUGCAGAUGCACUGCUCGGUCCAAGCCUUCCACCAGGAGACCAGUCAUCACAUAAAACACAAGGGCAAGUUCACAGGGUCUGGGCAAAGGCUGCCACAGCAAAGGGACCCAGGCUUACUUGAAAACAAGCAGAUGACUCAGCAAGAGACCACAACGCCAGAGGCAGCACCCCUGCACGAGGGUCAGGUGGGCAGAACACAAACGCAGGCAGUGGGAUCUGGCUUAAGCAAUGGCAUCCAGUGCCCUUCCUCCAUAAGGAACCCACACAGGUCUGGAACACCAGCUCACUAUCCAUUUCCCCAGAGGAAAACUCCCAGGAUCUCCCAAGCUGCCCGCAACCUGGGCUUAUAUGGCCCAGCCUGACGCUUUCCACGCAGCCAGAUGUCCCGACUUUGACGCCAUCUGCGGCCUCAUCCAAGAACCUAGGAGACAGAGCCACAGUGAGGACCUCCAGCUGUGCACAGAACUGGACUAACUCCAGGGUAGGGACUGUGGGAAAUGGACUGCACGGUGGGCACAGAGUCUUGUCCUUCGGCAGAAGAGAGGCUGCCCAGACAGGACUGCUCACAGCAGAGGAGGAAGGAGUGCUGUCUGACCAAUGCAGCCCCAUUCUGCUUAAACAAGACGUUGCCGCGGAGCCCCGGAUGCCUGGUAGGGCACCUGCUCAGUCCCCAGCACCGGGGAAUUCUGACCAACGAAACAGGGGCCCUAGCCCCUGGGAUGCCUUGGCAGUGCCCUGGAGUGUGGACGAACGUGAAUGAUCUCGUGUCCACUGCCUUCUGGUGAUUUCUCACGUGUCCUGGAGAAGACUGAGCUCUGAGAAUUGCCUUUUUCUGGUUGCUCUGCCUGGAGGCCAGCUCAGUUAGAAGUCACUACGUUUACUGGUAGUGACCACACCGUUUCAGCCUGAGCUUCCCAGGGUAUGGUCCCCCGGGGGGAAAGGGGGCAGAGCAAUGCCACCUACCACUGUGGGUGUUUAAGGGGCCUUUAGGAAGCAUUGGUCACCUCUCACCUCCCAUUGAGAUGGCACCCCCCCACCCAUGUCACAGAGUUAUUUCCCUCUGUCCUUCCUCCUUCCCUUCCUUCCCCUCCUCCCUUCUUUCUACUUUUCUAUUUGUCUGUCGUCUCUCCCUCUUUUCCUCCCUCCCUCUCCCCCCUCUCUAAAUUAAGUUCUUAUUAACACUGCCCAUCAUUCAAGACCUAUAGUCACAGGGGUCUAAGAAACGAGGAGCCAAAGAAACGUUCCUUCUUAGAACAUAUGUGUUUCCCUCACACGGUGCCCUUUGCUGCCGCAUUUGGGUCGCUCGGCCCCUUCCUGGGACAGUUUAAACGUAGGAGAAAGUGAAGCAGGUGUUACUUGGGUGAGAUGGGGAGUAAAGUGUGUCUUUCCUGGUUAAUAUUUAACUUCAGUAAUGAUACUUAAACACAUCCGAGGUGCCUCUUCCUCAUAUCGAUCCCCUCUCUGUAGUUUCUCCCACAUCCUUUUCCCCCACGGCAGAGCCUUGCCUAUCCACAUCCUGAGUGGUUCGCUAGGAUUGUCAUUACCUGCCAAAAAUACAUGUGUGCUUGCUCCUUGGGCCACCCAGAAACUCACUCCAACUUGGGUAUUCAUUGUGAUUCCUUUUGUGAAUAAUGGAAAAGUUGUUACAUUUUUUAUAGCCUAAUGAAAAACAAGACCAUUUUCUGAA
Messenger RNA from Phyllostomus hastatus (greater spear-nosed bat), 2048 nucleotides. It is a transcript of the gene CUNH9orf152, whose product is annotated as chromosome unknown C9orf152 homolog. Lineage: Eukaryota; Metazoa; Chordata; Mammalia; Chiroptera; Phyllostomidae. The coding region runs from base 1 to 723 and encodes 240 amino acids. The transcript has 2 exons. The record is from RefSeq and is a predicted model, not a curated record.